This is a messenger RNA of Anopheles coluzzii, 1277 nucleotides long. RefSeq names its product sulfotransferase 1A3-like. The record is from RefSeq and is a predicted model, not a curated record. Bases 127 to 1149 code for a protein of 340 amino acids. Gene Ontology annotation, biological process: sulfation. NCBI's taxonomy places the organism in Eukaryota, Metazoa, Arthropoda, Insecta, Diptera, Culicidae. Gene Ontology annotation, cellular component: cytoplasm. The transcript has 3 exons. Gene Ontology annotation, molecular function: sulfotransferase activity.
CUCAAUAUAUUACAGUUUGUAUACAUCAGAGUGUUUGUGUUCUUAGCAAAAAAAAACCACUGGCACUCGGUGCAAUAUCCCCGUACCGGUAGUAAAUCAUGUUACAAAAGCUGGAUGUAGAUAAAUAUGAACAAACCCGAUUGCAGCAAUAGUUGGCAGUUGUGCUUUGGACGCUUCGGAAGCAGCAUGUCGUUUGAAUAUACGGAAAUAACGGAUCCACUGUUCGUGGAGAACAAGGGACAAACGGGAGAGGAUGACUACAUCAUGGUGCGUGCGAAACUGUACAGUCAUGUGCCGAUUAAGAUUCCCAACUGGACGCCACAGGCUCACUGCUACACAACUCUGUUUAAGCAGUACGAGCAGGAACUCCUUGAAGCGGAAGUGUACCCAGAUGAUGUGUGGGUCAUUUCCUAUCCGAAGAGUGGAACGACCUGGACUCAAGAGAUGGUUUGGCUGAUCUGUAACGAUCUUAACUUUGAAGCAGCGCGAGCAGAAUCUUUACAAAUCCGCUUCCCUUUUCUGGAAGUUAGUUUAAUACAUCCCACUGAUACGAGUUCAUUUGAGCGUGCAAAAAAUACACCACGUCCUCGCUUCAUCAAGACGCAUCUUCCAGUGUCCAUGCUACCGAAGCGCUACUGGGAAGUCAAACCCAAAACCAUACACAUCCGACGCAACCCAAAGUCGGUGGCCGUUUCGUACUUCUUUCACUCGCAGGGCAUCCAUUACCGUGGCUCGAUGGAUACCUUUCUGCGAUCGUUUGUUCGUGAGCAUCAGUUUUACUCACCGUACCAUGCGCACGUGAUCGAGUACCAUGAGCUACAAGAUUGCGAUAACAUCCUAUACCUUUCCUUCGAAGAGAUGAAACACUAUCUGCCAUCGGUCGUGAGGAAGGUGUGUGAGUUUUUCGGCAAAACGUACAGCAAGCCGGAGCUGGAACUGCUGUACCAGCACCUUUCCUUUAAGUCGAUGCGUGACAAUCCAACUGUCAACUAUAAAAGCCGAGAUCCAACGAAGAAAGGGGAGCAAUUUAUUCGAAAAGGUGAAGCAGAAGGCUGGAAGAAGGAACUGACACCUGAGCAGAUCCAACUGCUCGAUGAGUGGACCAAGGAAAAGGUUCCUAAUCAAGAGCAGAGGAAAUUGUUUGAAUGAUUACUGAGGCACACGAAUCUAAUUAUAUCGCCGAAUUCGAUUGAAAGUUUCGAUUAGCAAUGAAUAAAAUUCUCAUCAAAAAUAUUGUACCAAACUGAAAGAAAAUAAAGAAUAAUAUUAAGCAGCAA